CCAUCAGUGCCUGCCACAAAACUGCUUGGGCUCGCCGUGUUCAUGACACUAGCUCACAUAUAUAAAGCGCGCACAGAAGCGGUCUGAGUCGCUGUGGAAGCCAGACACCCCUCUCCUGCGCGCACACGCCCACUUACACACACGCUUCCCCCCUUUUUUCCAUCACUGCGCACGUCCUCCACAGUGAUCUGGCUGGAUGAGUUACCCGGUGGAGACGAUAGGAAGCCCCUUCAGGAGAGUUAUGGAAACGAGAACUUCCAGCUACGGUUACGGCCGCCCCAGCGGAACCCCGUCCAGCGGCUUCCGCUCCCAGUCCUGGUCCCGGGGAAGCCCUGGCUCCACUCUGACCGCGUCCUACAAACGGAGCCUGAACGCGCCAGUGUCCCGGGCGUACGGCUCCACGGUGCUUAGUUCCACCGACAGCGUCGACUAUGGUCAGAACUCGCUCUCAGGCGACUACAAGAGAUCCAACGAGAAAGAACAGCUCCAGGGACUGAAUGACCGCUUCGUCGUUUACAUCGAUAAGGUGCACUACCUGGAGCAGCAGAACAAGCAGAUCGAAGAUGAGAUCCAGGCUCUGCGGGAGCGGCAGGUGUCGCGCUCCAACUUGGAUGACCUGUACGGCCAGGAGCUGCAGGAGCUGCGCUCCAUGCUGGAGCAGAUCCACCACGACAAGGCGCAGAUUCAGCUGGACACCGACCACAUCGAGGAGGACAUCCAGCGGCUCAGGGACCGCUUCGAGGAAGAAGCCCGAAUCCGCGAGGAGACCGAGGCCAUCAUCCGCGUCCUGAAGAAGGACACCACCGACUCGGAGUUGGUCAAGUCCGAGUUAGAGAAGAAAGUUCAGUCGCUGCAGGACGAGAUUGCCUUCAUCCGCAACAACCACGAGGAGGAGGUGAGCGACCUGAUUGCGCAGAUUCAGGCGUCUCAGGUGAGCGUGGAGAGGAAAGACCUCCAGAGGGCUGAUAUCACCGAGGCUCUGCGGGAGAUCCGCUGCGAGCUGGAGGGUCACUCCAACCAGAACCUGCAGCAGGUGGAGAACUGGUUCAUGUGCCGCUACGCCAAGCUGACUGAGGCUGCGGAGCAGAACAAGGACGCCAUCAAGUCCGCCCGGGAUGAGAUAGCAGACUACCGCCGCCAGCUGCAGUCCAAGACGGUGGAGCUGGAGUCUGUGCGCGGGACCAGAGACUCGCUGGAGAGGCAGCUGAGUGACAUCGAGGACCGCCACAAUAGCGACCUGGCCAGCCUCCAGGAAACAAUUCACCAACUCGACAAUGAGCUCAAGAGUACCAAGUGGGAGAUGGCUCGUCAUCUUCGGGAGUACCAGGACCUGCUCAAUGUCAAGAUGGCCUUGGAUAUUGAGAUUGCUGCAUACAGGAAACUCCUCGAAGGUGAGGAGACCCACUUUAGCACUUUCCCUUACCGCCAGGCGGUCUCCUCCACGAAAACCGCUAAGGCAAAGUCUGAGGUCUCCAAGCUGAAAGUGCAGCACAAGUUUGUGGAAGAGAUCAUCGAGGAAACAAGGGUGGAGGACGAUAAGGCCGAGUUGGAUGAGUCGCUGGCGGAGAUCGCACAGGAGAUCUCAGCAGAAGACGGAGGAGGGGAGGGGGAGGAGGAAGGAGAGGAGGAAGACAGAAAAGAGGGAGGGGAGGAAGAGGAAGUUGUAGCCAGUAAAGCUGAAGUCAGCGCGAGUGAACCUGCCAUGGAAGAGGAUGGAGAAGAUGAAGGGGAUGCAGGUGAGGAGGGGGACAAGGGAGAGGAAGAGAAAGGGGAAGAAGAAGAUGAGGAAGACAAGGGAGAUGAUGCAGAAGGAGGUGAUGACGAUGGAGAACAGGGAGAAGAAGGGGAGGAGGAAGUUGAGGAGACAGUCCUUUCCUCCAAAGCACCAGAGUCUAAAGCUUCUCCUGGGGAAAAGGAGGGAAGUGGAGGAGAGGAGGAGGAGGAGGCUGGAGUGGAUGAGGCAGGAGGUGAUAAGGAUGAAGAUGCAGGCAGUGACAAAGCAUCUAAAAGUGAAGAUGAGAAAGAGGACAAAGAUGAUGCAGACAAGGACAAAAAAGAAGAUGAGCAGAAAGAAAAAAGUGAAAAAGCAGAAGAUAAAGUGGAAAACACUGCAGCAAAGUCAGAAGCUGCAAAGCCUGAGGAGAAAAAGGAAGGAUCAAAGCCUGGAUCACCUAAAUCUGAAUCCCCAAAGCCUGGAUCACCCAAAUCUGACUCCCCAAAGCCAAGUUCCCUUAAAGCUGAAUCUCCAAAACCUGGAUCUCCCAAAUCUGAAUCCCCAAAGCCAAGUUCCCCUAAAGCUGAAUCUCCAAAACCUACUUCUCCAAAGGCAGAGUCUCCUAAAGAAGGCUCACCCAAGACUGCGUCCCCAAAAGCCGAAUCUCCUAUAACAGAGACCAGCAAGCCAGAGGCUUCUAAGGAAGAAAAGUCAGAGACCAAGAGUGACUCCAAAGAAGAAAAACCAGUAGAAAAGAAAGAUGCUGCCAUGAACGGCGACCUUGACAAGAGCAGCCCAGAAGAAAAAGAGAAGAAAGACGAGGAAAAAGACACCGGCGUGAUCGCCAACGGCGUGGACGAGAGUCCCGUCAAGGAGGACGGCAGCCAGAAAGUGGUGAUCACCAAAACUGUGGAGACAAUCACCACCGGGGAGGACGGCUCCAAGCACGUCACCAAGUCGGUCACGGUGACAGAAAGUGUCAAGGAGGUGGAGGAAGAGCUGCAGGAGAAGCUGGUCUCCACCAAGAAGACGGAGAAGCACUCCACCCAGUCCGUCAAGCAGGUGACAGAGGGAGACUGAGAGGCCUCGGGGAAGGAGGGAUGGGGGAGGGGGCCCGCAAGAGGAGAGCACAUGACAAGCAAUCAACCCAGAAAUCAAAGAAAAUCAUACAGCUAGAGCGACUUAAUAAAGACGAGCAUUCUCGAAAACAAACCUAAAUGCUUCAAACAUGCAUGAGUGAAAGCUUCGCUGCAGACGGAGCAAGUGACUGAGGCAUUUUACCCUCCUUUACUUACUUUCUGCUCUUCAUGGGGGGAGCUCCAUGGUGGGAGGGAGGGAGUCUGCAUGCUAGCUCAGAGAAGGGGGGAGUCAUUUUCCCUUCCUAUCUGUAAAAAGAGGACUUAUGUAAACAAAUGCACUGUGGUUGGAAUGGAAAUGAGGGGGUUUUGAGACAAUGCCAAAGGGGGGCCGACAUGCAUUCUACUGAAAAGCCUUACUUGACGAUUGAAAAUAUAAUCUGAGCCAAAAUAAAUCAACGCGAACUAUGAAUACAUAUGAUAAAGACAGAAACACGGAACACGCAACCUGAAGCAGCCUGAACCUGAAGGCAUCAAAGCUUAUCAAAGCUCACAGUACUCCACCUCGCCUUAAACACGCUUUUUCCCCUUCUGUUUACCUGAGUGAAACAAACCAACAACAACGAAAAUCUCUUACUGUAAACGCAUAGAAACAUGCAUUCUUGCAUAGGAUUGACAUCAGUUUAAUGAUUAAUACACAAGGUGCUACUGUUUGCAGUCCCAUGACUUUUCCCAUUGUGAAGAAUUUCCCAGCAGCAUUUGCUCAAUAAAGAAAGCUAUGAAAUGAU
Molecule: messenger RNA, 3578 nt
Organism: Oryzias latipes (Japanese medaka)
Lineage: Eukaryota; Metazoa; Chordata; Actinopteri; Beloniformes; Adrianichthyidae
Gene: nefma
Product: neurofilament medium chain a
Biological process (GO): axon development; intermediate filament bundle assembly
Cellular component (GO): axon; neurofilament
Molecular function (GO): structural constituent of postsynaptic intermediate filament cytoskeleton
Source: RefSeq, a predicted model, not a curated record